Molecule: messenger RNA, 1780 nt
Organism: Leptopilina boulardi
Lineage: Eukaryota; Metazoa; Arthropoda; Insecta; Hymenoptera; Figitidae
Gene: Cndp2
Product: cytosolic non-specific dipeptidase
Exons: 5
Coding region: 176-1606 (476 amino acids)
Biological process (GO): proteolysis
Molecular function (GO): metallodipeptidase activity
Source: RefSeq, a predicted model, not a curated record
AAGGCGUGCACCUUGUCAUCAGAUGUGAUAAAAAAUCUGAUUACAACUUAUAAAGUUAUACAAAUAAAAUUUUAAUAAACGCCCUACUGCUGAGCAGUAAUAAUUAAAAAAAAGAUUCUUUACGUUUGUAAUUUUUUUUAAUUAAUUGGUGUUCUAAAUAUAAUUUUUAGUAAUCAUGGCUUUACCACCUACUCUGGAAAAUCUGUUUAGGCAUAUUGAUGCCCAUAAAUCGGAAUACAUAAAAAAUCUUGCAGAAGUCGUUGCUAUCAAAUCGGUCUCAGGAUGGCCAGACAAAAGAGACGAGGUUGUACGAAUGAUGAAAUGGGCUGAAGAAAAAAUGAAAUCUUUGGGUGCAACAACCGAAUUAGCUGAUAUUGGUAAACAAGAAUUACCUGGUGGACAGGUAAUUCCAUUGCCACCAGUUCUACUUGGUCAAUUAGGAACAGAUCCAAAGAAAAAGACUGUUCUUAUUUAUGGACAUCUUGAUGUUCAACCUGCCUUAAAAGAAGAUGGAUGGGAUACUGAACCAUUCACAUUAGUUGAGAAGAAUGGAAAACUUUACGGAAGAGGAAGUACAGAUGAUAAGGGUCCAGUUUUAUGUUGGAUUCACGCUUUAGAAGGUUAUAAAGCAUUGGGUAUUGACAUUCCAGUUAAUGUUAAGUUUGUCUUCGAGGGAAUGGAAGAAAGUGGAAGUGAAGGUUUAGAUGAUCUUUUAUAUGCUCGAAAAGAAUCAUUUCUCAAAGAUGUUGAUUAUGUUUGUAUUUCUGAUAAUUAUUGGCUGGGAACAACAAAACCAUGUAUUACCUAUGGUCUUCGGGGUGUUUGUUAUUUUUUCCUUGAAGUUAAAUGUGCCGAUAAAGAUUUACAUAGUGGCUCAUUUGGUGGUUCAGUUCAUGAGGCAAUGUCAGAUGUUAUUUAUCUUAUGAAUUCAUUAGUUGAUGUGAAGGGAAAAAUUUUAAUCGAUGGAAUGUAUGAUAAUGUUGCUGAAUUACUUGAAACAGAAAUAAAAUCAUACGAUAAUAUUGAAUUUGAUAUUGAAGAAUUUCGCAAUAAUAUUGGAUGCACUAAACUUGCUCACGAGGAUAAGAAACAAUUACUGAUGCACAGAUGGCGACAACCGAGUCUCUCGCUUCAUGGUAUUGAGGGUGCUUUCAGUGAACCGGGAUCAAAAACUGUUAUUCCAGGAAAAGUUGUUGGUAAAUUUUCGAUAAGAAUAGUGCCAAAUAUGACUCCCGAUGAGGUGGAACAAAAAGUAGUGAAUUAUUUACAAAAACAAUGGACAUUAAGAAAGAGUCCAAAUAGUAUGAAAAUUUCAAUGAAUCAUGGAGGAAAAGCAUGGACUGAAAAUCCAGAUCAUCCUAAUUAUUUAGCAGCACGAAUUGCAACAAAACAUGUUUAUAAAAUUGAUCCAGAUUUGUCCCGUGAAGGUGGAUCUAUACCUGUGACACUCACUUUUCAAGAAGUCACUGGCAAAAGUGUUCUAUUAUUGCCAGUUGGUGCUGGUGAUGAUGGCGCACAUUCACAGAAUGAAAAAGUCGAUGUUCGCAAUUACAUUGAAGGAACAAAACUACUUGGAGCAUAUCUUUAUGAAGUUGCUCAACUUUAAAACAAUAAUAUCAGAAGAGAAUUUCCGAACAGUGCCAGAAUCAUACAUUUUUUUGUAUUAUUUCGGAAAUUGUGAUCAUCACAAUAAACUGGUUUGUGGUAUGAAUAUUAUUAUUUUUCACAAAUUUAAUACAUUUAUAAAGAAUACGGAUAAUAAAGUUUUAUUAACUUGAAA